Messenger RNA from Orbicella faveolata, 1982 nucleotides. RefSeq names its product cathepsin Z-like. The record is from RefSeq and is a predicted model, not a curated record. Gene Ontology annotation, biological process: proteolysis. Gene Ontology annotation, molecular function: cysteine-type peptidase activity. Lineage: Eukaryota; Metazoa; Cnidaria; Anthozoa; Scleractinia; Merulinidae.
UCAUGAGGACAACAAAAACCAUUACAAAGCAAAAUUUUCCGGCUCUGGAGCAUUCUUUCUUUGGUUUCGACCUUAGACGACGGCUAGCGCAAAGAUGAGGUCUCUGUUGUUGUAUUUGAGCUUCCUAGGAUUGUCUUUGGCUUUCAGAUUUCCAAUCAGCAAUCCCAGGGGUAAUCCCAUCAAAGGCGGUUGCUACAAGCCAGAAUUUGACAAAAACGUCGCGGAAGUCAUUAAAUCUCCACUACCACAUGAGUACCUGAGUGUUGAAGAUAUUCCCAAACAGUGGGACUGGAGAGAUGUUCCUGAGAAGGGCAACUUUGCCAGUGUGACACGUAAUCAACACAUUCCUCAAUAUUGUGGCUCAUGCUGGGCACACGGAACAACCAGUGCUAUGUCAGAUAGAAUCAACAUUCAGAGAAAAGGAAAAUGGCCCAGUAAUCUCUUGUCAGUACAGAACGUCUUAGACUGCGGCGAUGCUGGCACUUGCCAUGGUGGUGGUAUGCUGCAAGUGUAUAACUAUGCUCAUAAAACAGGUAUACCCAGUGAAACAUGCAAUAAUUAUCAAGCCAAAGACCAACAGUGCACACCAUUUAACCAGUGUGGUACCUGCACCACAUUUGGGGAAUGCCACCCUAUCAAGAACUACACCUCGUGGAAAGUCAGUGAAUUUGGCUCAGUCAAAGGACGUGAAAAGAUGAUGGCAGAAGUAUAUGCCAGGGGUCCUAUUGCUUGUGGCAUCAUGGCUACUCCAUCGCUGGAAAAAUAUGAAGGAGGGAUCUACACAGAAUAUAACCCUGAUCCUAUGAUAAAUCACAUAGUGUCUGUUGCCGGCUGGGGCGUGGAAAACGGCACAGAGUACUGGAUUGUGCGCAACUCCUGGGGGGUACCAUGGGGAGAGGAGGGUUGGUUAAGGAUUGUAACUUCUGAAUACAAAGGUGGACAAGGGGCAAGUUACAACCUGGCAAUUGAAAAAGACUGUGCAUUUGCUGUUCCCAUUGUUGAAUAAAAGAUCAAGUGUCAGGAAUUGUGAGAUCUUUCCAGGGCAUUGGCCGUACAUUUUUGCUGUGCUUUGUUUUGUUUUUUACAAUGGUGUGAUUUUAUGUGACCUGUGGAAUAGUUACAACACAAAGGUUUACUGUUAAAUUUCAUCCCAUUGUUUUCUAUUGUUUAGUUUAGACACUGUAGCACUUAAAUUAUUGUUAGAUGCUGUUACUGUCAGGUUACCAAAAUCAUUUGAAAAUAUAGCUAGUGCUAGAAAAAGCCCAAAUUUGAGAAUUAUUAUAUAGGUGGACCCUGCUAAAUGGAACUUGGUUAUUUUGAAUUCCCCCCAUUAUCCCAAACUCAAACCAAUUUCCCCUGGAUUUACCCUGCUUGCUUUUUCAGUGAUUUACUAUCAAUAUUUGGCUAUUUCAAAAUAUUCAGUUAUUUCAAACUCCCCGCUGUUUCAAACUGAUUUCUGUUUCCCUUGGCCUAAAAUCAACUCCGUUCAUUUGUACAUAAAAUGAACAUCAUCAUGACAUCGGAGCAGGUUUGAACAUAGCUGGAAAACUGCAAUUUGGGCUUUUCAUUGCACUUUAAUAAGGUCCUUACAGUACACAAUUGUUGUGUACUGUAAGGAACUGUCCUCAGGUGUUCUCUUCUAACCUUUGGUCAAUAAAAAAAUGUUGAUUACUUUAGUUAAUUAGCAUUUGAUUGUUAUUUUCAUUUAAUGCUUAUCUGGUUAUUAAUGUGUUGAGUCCCCACUAUUUCAAACUGUUUUUCUUUCCCCCUCAUAGUUCGAAAUAGCGGUGUUCGACAAUGUGAAUGAUCUUUUCUUUUAUUUGUCUAUGCUUCAGAGCCCAGUAAGAAUUGAAACAUAUAUCCAUAACAUACAAGUAGUUCUUGUUUCUUUUAUUAUUGGAACAGCAUGUUUGAGUAAAUAUUUACUGAGUUGUGAAUUCAAUUUGUAAUUUUAAUAAAGCUAAAUUGUUUGGCCAACGUAA